Molecule: messenger RNA, 543 nt
Organism: Dimorphilus gyrociliatus
Lineage: Eukaryota; Metazoa; Annelida; Polychaeta; Dinophilidae
Source: the annotation of a GenBank genome assembly
GAUUUACGGCCAAGUCAUUCCUCCAAGUUUCAUCUAAAGUUUCAAGCGUUCCCUUAAUCGUUUAUAAAACGAACAGCUUAUCGGCAACAAUUGCAGAAUUACAAAAUGGCAGAUAUCAAGAAAGCGUUUCCUGACAAUAGAUUGAAAGAUUUGCAAUCCGCCUUCUUAAUUUUUGAUCAAAAUAAGGAUGGAAAAAUUACCAAAGACGAGUUGCAAUCGGUCUUGGAGGAGGCUGGUGCUGACUUUACAACAAAUCAGAUUGAAACCUUCAUGAAGAGAGUAGACGCGGAUGGCAAUGGGUCGAUUGAUUAUCACGAGUUUUGCUCUAUAAUGAAGGAUAUUGUCAGUACUGCUGAUCAAGUAGAAACGAAGUUUGAUGCCGCUUUUCAUGCAAUGGAUCUAGACGGCGAUGGUAAAAUUAGUCAAUCGGAACUCCAACAAGCAGUUCGCGAAUUGGGGGAUGAACUGAGCGAUCAAGAGGCUUUGGAAAUUAUUAAAACAGUCGAUAAGGACGGUGACGGUCACAUUAAUUACGAAGGUUAG